Messenger RNA from Nylanderia fulva, 1666 nucleotides. Its product is annotated as alpha-amylase A-like. Gene Ontology annotation, molecular function: cation binding; alpha-amylase activity. Gene Ontology annotation, biological process: carbohydrate metabolic process. The record is from RefSeq and is a predicted model, not a curated record. Lineage: Eukaryota; Metazoa; Arthropoda; Insecta; Hymenoptera; Formicidae.
UCACACGGAAAGCAACGCAGUAGACUCUCAAGUUUGGUGUCACAAUGUCGUUCUUCAUUUUAACUUUUGUAUCUGUCCUGGCGAUCGGACUCGCCCAGAAAGAUCCGCAUUAUAUGGAUGGUAGAACAACUAUGGUUCAUUUGUUCGAAUGGAAAUUCGAUGACAUUGCCAAAGAAUGUGAGGAUUUCCUUGGUCCAAAAGGUUUUGGUGGUGUACAAGUUUCUCCUAUAAACGAAAAUCUCAUGAUAAAGGACAGACCCUGGUUCGAGAGAUAUCAGCCAAUGUCUUAUAAAAUUAUUACUCGAUCCGGAAACGAAAUCGAAUUUAAAAACAUGGUAAACAGAUGUAAAAAGGUCGGUGUGAAUAUAUACGUCGACACAGUCGUUAAUCACAUGGCAGCGGACGCUCAACCCGCGUAUGGUACCGGUGGCACUACAGCAAAUCCAGAAAAGCUUAGUUAUCCGGGAGUUCCAUAUAACUCAGUAGACUUCCAUACACCUAUAUGCCAAAUCGACAGUGCUGAUUACACGAACAAUGCUGCUAAUGUCCGAAACUGUGAACUGAACGGCCUUCACGAUCUCAAUCAAACCAAGACACAUUGUCGAAAUGAAAUCAUUAAAUUUUUCAAUAAAGUCAUCGGUUUUGGAGUCGCUGGCUUACGCAUUGACGCAGCUAAACACAUGUGGCCAAGCGAUCUUGAGUUUAUCUACAACCAGCUAAACUGUUUGCAUACCAAAUCUGAACGUUCAUCGAAUAAGCAAGCUUAUAUCUAUCAAGAAGUCAUCGAUCUCGGUGGCGAGUCUGUUAGCAAAUUUGAGUACAACAAUUUAGGAAAUGUCAUUGAGUUCUUAUUUGGAAUAAUUUUGGGUGGCAUGUUCCGUGGUCAAGACAAAUUGGCGAGACUGCAAACGUUUAGCAAUUCGAGCGCGUGGGGAUUGCUAGAAUCUAAGGACGCGUUAGUCAUGAUUGACAAUCAUGAUAACCAGAGAGGCCACGGUGCCGGAGGAGCCACCAUUCUAACAUAUAAGGACCCGAAACCAUACAAGAUGGCGAUAGCCUUUAUGCUCGCCCAUCCUUACGGUCAUCCUCGAGUUAUGAGUUCUUACAACUUUACUGAUCCCAGUCAAGGACCACCAGCGAAUUCGGAUGACAGCAUCAUUUCGCCUGAAAUCGUCAAUGGUCAGUGCAGCAACGGUUGGGUCUGCGAACACAGAUGGCCGCAAAUCUAUCACAUGGUUGAAUUCCGCAAUCUGGUCAACAAUGAACCAUUGCAGAACUGGUGGAGUGAUGGAAAUAAUCAGAUUGCUUUCUCCCGCGGCUCUAAAGGCUUCGUCGCCUUUGCUGUCGAGGGUGAUCUUCGCGAAAAAUUGCAAACUGGAUUGCCCCGCGGAACCUAUUGCGAUGUCAUAACGGGAGACAUAGUUGACGGCAAGUGCUCCGGAAAGUCGGUGGAUGUUGACGAUGAUGGUCAUGCGCUCAUUGAAAUUUUAUCAUCCGACCCGGAAGGUGUGCUCGCUCUUCAUAUACACAGGAAACUGUGAUGUUCGCGCGGUUAAUAAACUUCAAAAAGCAACAUUUUAUGAUUUUCUGCACGUGAUUAGUACAGAAUUAUGUAGAUUGCACUAGUGUAAAUGUGUGAUUAAAUAAAAAUAUAUAUAUAUAUAAA